Molecule: messenger RNA, 702 nt
Organism: Drechmeria coniospora
Lineage: Eukaryota; Fungi; Ascomycota; Sordariomycetes; Hypocreales; Ophiocordycipitaceae
Exons: 1
Coding region: 1-702 (233 amino acids)
Biological process (GO): phospholipid transport
Cellular component (GO): mitochondrial intermembrane space
Molecular function (GO): phosphatidic acid transfer activity
Source: RefSeq, a predicted model, not a curated record
AUGGUCCUCACGCAUACCACCGGGCACACAUACUCUCACCCGUUCCCCACCGUCACCCUCGCCUACUUCCUACGGUACUCUUCUCCACAGCUCAACCCCUUCGCCACACAUGUAUUGAGCACCGACACCAUCUCCAGCCGUGUCGACCCGGACACGCAACGGAUACACACGACACGAAUCCAUCUGAAGAAGAGCCGGCUUCCAAAGGCCAUUUACAAGCUCUUGCCGCGAAGCAUGACGGGAGGUUCCAGGGAUAAGGCAUCGUACAUCCUCGAGACCAGCGUCGUCGACAUCAAGGAGGGCUGGAUGAAGACGGAGAGCCGCAACCUCAACUUCACGGGCGUUUUGUCCGUCAUCGAGAGACAACAGUUUAGCGUCCCGUCGGAGGCAGAUCGCGGCCUCAACGCGUCCCGGAACGAGACCGACGUUCGCACCUCGGUCGUCUUUCGCUCGAGGCUGGGCGAGAAGCUCCGCGGAAGGCUUGGCCAAGCUCACGAGGAUGGCUGGCUGACGGGCUUCAUCGGCGGAUGGGGCGCCAAAAGCAUCCAGCGCAGCAUCGAGACGGUUGCCUCUUCCAAGUCCAUGGACCAGCUCGGCAGGAGCCGCGAUGGCAUGCGGCUCGUGCUCGAGCGAAUCCGCAAUAACGGUGUGAUUGGCGUGCUGGAGACGCUUCGCACGGAACGCCAGAUGCGGAUGGUGUGA